Messenger RNA from Heterobasidion irregulare TC 32-1, 1326 nucleotides. RefSeq lists its product as uncharacterized. Lineage: Eukaryota; Fungi; Basidiomycota; Agaricomycetes; Russulales; Bondarzewiaceae. The transcript is spliced from 6 exons. The record is from RefSeq and is a predicted model, not a curated record. The coding region runs from base 1 to 1326 and encodes 441 amino acids.
AUGAUAUCUAAUGCACGCCUUGUUCACAGCCCUCCGUAUUCUUCAGAAGAUUGGCAGACCUUCACUCAUCCUGAAGGAAAGCCCUAUUCGGUUCUCAAGUUGAACAAGUUCCACGUGGUCACAGAGGCAGCUGUUUCCCGGCCCGAAGUCAAGGUUGUUGUAGGGCUUUGGGUUGCGGUCAUAGAAGCCUGGGCUUCUGAGCUAGGCUUGGUCAUGCAUGACUGCGAUGAGCUGUGGCUCGAACUCGAGCCUGAGAAGUGCCGCUACUUCUUCGUCGACCACUCGAACCGCACGGUUUUCUGGUUGAAUGCACAAACUUCUUCCGAACUUGGCCUUCCCGAGUCCCACUCGGCUAAUCAUAUCAAGCAUGCUUUGGAGGCAGAAUACUGGCAAUUCGUUGAGCAGUUUCCCAUGCAUUUUGGUGGCGUCACCAAAGAAGCCUUCGAUGAGCUGUUCAACACCUUCUUACACGGUCAAGCAGAUCAAUUGACCUCAGGCGUCAGUACAUUUCCGUACUCAGCUGAGGAAUGUGCCACUUUCAACAACAUCCUCCGCGAUAGCCGUGACCGAAUUGCCGACGGACGCGUUACGUGUUUUGUUGCUCGUCUUUGGGUUUUCUUGUCCACCUACAGGCACCAGACACAUUACGGCGAGGAGCACUGUCGGCUUUCUAGAGACCAAGCCAUCCUUGUGGCACCGGAGGCCAAACGCAGCCUCAUUCUGUCCGCGCUCUCACUUAUGCUCUUCAAUAUACCUGAAGGAUACCGCAAACGUUUCCAAGAUUUAUUUGUUGACGAUUUGGCUUAUCUGAGUGUAUGGAGGAGCUUUGUCAACGAAACUUCUGACGAGUGGAAGACACUUAUGCAAUGGGCUUUUGGUCUCCUGAUAUCUAACUUGCUGGUGUUACCCUCGGCAGCUUUGCCGGCUGCGACUGUGUCCUCUGUGGUGCUCUCCACAGCGAGUGUUGUCAUGACCGUUAUUAUGUCCCAGCACCAACAGGGACUCGCCAAAUGGGACACAGGUGAAGCAGCUGUUUACCUCAACGAACACAAGUCGUCUUACGGGUACCAGCCGAUCGCGACCGUUUACGCUCUCCCGAAGGGUCUUUUUAUCUGGUCAUUAAUCGCCUUUUUUGCCCAAGGACUCUACAUGCUCUCGCGUUAUGCAGGAUUCCCAGUCGCAGUCGUCUCUUUGGCUUUCAUCGGUGUCUUCGUGCUUGCGGUCUGGAGUACGCUUUUGCCUGGAUCCUUUCGGAGCAGUUUCAGCUGGCCUUCGUUCGGGGUUCGCAGCCGGGGUCCUUCCCUACCUGAGAAUAGCGAAGUAUAA